UCGUGCCAUCCAUCAUCCUCAGGUGUACCACCCGAACAUCAACGCGGAAGGGGAGAUGACGCUGGACAUCUUCCGCUACGGGAACUGGAGCGGGGCGAUGACCGUCCACAAGCUCCUCCUCCUAAUCGUCUCCGAGCUCCGCGACCCCAUGCUCCACGACCACCUGACCAACGACGAGGCCAACGACGUGUACGAGAGCGACCUCGAGCUCUUCGAGCAGAUGGCCAUGGCGUGGACCUGGGAGUACUCCACGCCCAUCAUCUCCGACCUCCCGCCGGUCGAGAAAGACGAGCGGCGGCUGGAAGUGAACGGCUGCGUGGCCGCCGUUGCUAGGCGUUCUGCCAGAGAGGCGGAAGAGUGGCUGCGCCGCUACGAGGCGGAGACGAGCGGAAUCCAAUUCGGCACGCGAGCGUCAGCGAGCGUCGCAGCGCUCGGUUUUCCGACCGUCCGCCCACGUGCGUGGGUCCUACCAUGUAUAUAUGAACUGCUUUUUACUCUUUAUUUCCCCAUUCUGGUCAUCGUGGAAGACGCCGACGGCGGCGAUGAUACGCGGCCGGCCAUUGGCGGCAUCUGA
Messenger RNA from Panicum virgatum (switchgrass), 574 nucleotides. RefSeq lists its product as uncharacterized. The transcript has 2 exons. The record is from RefSeq and is a predicted model, not a curated record. NCBI's taxonomy places the organism in Eukaryota, Viridiplantae, Streptophyta, Magnoliopsida, Poales, Poaceae. Bases 56 to 574 code for a protein of 172 amino acids.